Molecule: messenger RNA, 8709 nt
Organism: Oryctolagus cuniculus (rabbit)
Lineage: Eukaryota; Metazoa; Chordata; Mammalia; Lagomorpha; Leporidae
Gene: TNPO1
Product: transportin 1
Biological process (GO): protein import into nucleus
Molecular function (GO): small GTPase binding
Source: RefSeq, a predicted model, not a curated record
UCGCGCCCUCGGGAAUCAUCAGGCUUUCCCUGCAUUUCAGUCAUUCUUCGGCUUUCCACCACUUUUAUUUAAAUGAAUCAUCCCUAGAGAUCUCGUCAGGUGUUUUGCAGGGGUUUUGGUAAGGACUCUACUUCUGAUUAGCCCUGAAAGCAGUAGUCAUCCGACGGAAUUGGAGUUGGGCUGCAGAAGCUGCGUGGCGCUAGGACCCAGGGGGCUCCCGAGAGCGGAUCUUGGGGCCAGAUUGCAAAUUCGCGGUGACUCAGUCUGGUCGGCUCCUUGCGCUCGGCGGCCGCGGCGGCGGCGGCAGACGUUGGCGGCCAAGCUGCUGCGAGCAGUUCCGCCGGCCUUCUGCGUCCGAGACUUCCUGCGGGGCACCCGAGGCAGCAAACCAAGAUGGAGUAUGAGUGGAAACCCGACGAGCAAGGGCUCCAGCAGAUCCUGCAGCUGCUGAAGGAGUCUCAGUCGCCCGACACCACCAUCCAGAGGACCGUGCAACAAAAACUGGAACAACUCAAUCAAUAUCCAGAUUUUAACAACUACCUGAUUUUUGUUCUGACAAAAUUAAAAUCUGAAGAUGAACCCACAAGAUCAUUGAGUGGUCUCAUCUUGAAGAAUAAUGUGAAAGCACAUUUUCAGAACUUCCCAAAUGGUGUAACAGACUUUAUUAAAAGUGAAUGUUUAAAUAAUAUUGGUGACUCCUCCCCUCUGAUUAGAGCCACUGUAGGUAUUCUGAUUACAACCAUAGCUUCCAAGGGAGAAUUACAGAAUUGGCCUGAUCUGUUACCAAAACUCUGUAGCCUCUUGGAUUCUGAAGAUUAUAACACCUGUGAGGGAGCAUUUGGUGCCCUUCAGAAGAUAUGUGAAGAUUCCGCCGAGAUUUUAGAUAGCGAUGUUUUAGAUCGUCCUCUCAACAUCAUGAUUCCCAAAUUUUUGCAGUUCUUCAAGCAUAGUAGUCCCAAAAUAAGGUCUCACGCUGUUGCAUGUGUCAAUCAGUUUAUCAUCAGUAGGACUCAGGCUCUGAUGUUGCACAUUGAUUCUUUUAUUGAGAAUCUCUUUGCAUUGGCUGGUGAUGAAGAACCGGAGGUACGGAAAAAUGUGUGCCGGGCACUUGUGAUGUUGCUGGAAGUUCGAAUGGAUCGCCUGCUUCCUCACAUGCAUAAUAUAGUUGAGUACAUGCUGCAGAGGACCCAAGAUCAAGAUGAAAACGUGGCUUUAGAAGCCUGUGAAUUUUGGCUUACUUUGGCUGAGCAGCCAAUUUGCAAAGAUGUGCUUGUGAGGCAUCUCCCAAAGUUGAUACCUGUGUUAGUGAAUGGUAUGAAGUACUCAGAUAUAGAUAUUAUCCUUCUUAAGGGUGAUGUUGAAGAAGAUGAAACAAUUCCUGAUAGUGAACAGGAUAUAAGGCCACGUUUUCAUCGAUCCAGGACAGUGGCUCAGCAGCAUGAUGAAGAUGGGAUUGAAGAGGAAGAUGAUGAUGAUGAUGAAAUUGAUGAUGAUGAUACCAUUUCUGACUGGAAUCUAAGAAAAUGUUCUGCUGCUGCCCUGGAUGUUCUCGCAAAUGUGUAUCGCGAUGAGCUACUGCCACAUAUUUUGCCCCUUUUGAAAGAAUUACUUUUUCAUCAUGAAUGGGUUGUUAAAGAAUCAGGCAUCUUGGUUUUAGGAGCAAUUGCUGAAGGCUGUAUGCAAGGCAUGAUUCCGUACCUUCCUGAGCUCAUUCCUCACCUUAUUCAGUGCCUCUCUGAUAAAAAGGCUCUUGUGCGUUCUAUAACGUGCUGGACUCUUAGCCGCUAUGCACACUGGGUAGUCAGCCAGCCACCAGACACGUACCUGAAGCCAUUAAUGACAGAAUUGCUAAAGCGUAUUCUGGAUAGCAACAAGAGAGUACAAGAAGCUGCCUGCAGUGCCUUUGCUACCCUGGAAGAGGAGGCUUGUACCGAACUUGUUCCUUACCUUGCUUACAUACUUGAUACUCUGGUCUUCGCAUUUAGUAAAUACCAGCAUAAGAACCUGCUCAUUCUUUAUGAUGCCAUAGGAACUUUAGCAGAUUCGGUAGGACAUCAUUUAAACAAACCAGAAUACAUUCAGAUGUUAAUGCCUCCUCUGAUCCAGAAAUGGAACAUGUUAAAGGAUGAAGAUAAAGAUCUCUUCCCUUUACUUGAGUGUCUGUCUUCGGUUGCCACAGCCCUGCAGUCUGGCUUCCUCCCAUACUGUGAACCGGUCUAUCAGCGUUGUGUAAACCUAGUGCAGAAGACACUCGCACAAGCCAUGCUGAACAAUGCUCAGCCAGAUCAGUACGAGGCUCCGGAUAAAGACUUUAUGAUAGUGGCUCUUGAUUUGCUCAGUGGCCUGGCGGAAGGACUUGGAGGCAACAUUGAACAGCUGGUAGCACGAAGUAACAUCCUGACACUAAUGUAUCAGUGCAUGCAGGAUAAAAUGCCGGAAGUUCGACAGAGUUCCUUUGCCCUGUUGGGUGACUUGACAAAAGCCUGCUUUCAGCAUGUUAAGCCUUGUAUAGCUGAUUUCAUGCCAAUACUGGGAACCAACCUAAAUCCAGAGUUCAUUUCAGUUUGCAACAAUGCCACAUGGGCUAUUGGAGAAAUCUCGAUUCAAAUGGGUAUAGAGAUGCAGCCUUACAUUCCUAUGGUGUUGCGCCAGCUUGUAGAAAUCAUUAACAGACCCAACACACCAAAGACGUUGUUAGAGAAUACAGCAAUAACAAUUGGUCGUCUUGGUUACGUUUGUCCUCAAGAGGUGGCCCCCAUGCUACAGCAGUUUAUAAGACCCUGGUGCACCUCUCUGAGAAACAUAAGAGACAAUGAGGAAAAGGAUUCAGCAUUCCGUGGGAUUUGUACCAUGAUCAGUGUGAAUCCCAGUGGCGUAAUCCAAGAUUUUAUAUUUUUUUGUGAUGCUGUUGCAUCAUGGAUUAACCCAAAAGAUGACCUCAGAGACAUGUUCUGUAAGAUCCUUCAUGGAUUUAAAAAUCAAGUUGGGGAUGAAAAUUGGAGGCGUUUCUCUGACCAGUUUCCUCUUCCCUUAAAAGAGCGUCUUGCAGCUUUUUAUGGUGUUUAAUUGAAUACACUUAAGCUGCAGUCCCAAAAUUAGGGGUCCUUCGGUCUUGGAGACUCUGAGGGAGCCUCUGCACCCAGGGAAAAUGUUACCCUUUACAGGGGGGAAGGGUAACCCAGUAGGGAAUGCAGUACAAUCCCUACCCUACUGGGAGGGGCGGGAGGGAGGUGUUGCCGUCACUGUAUUAAGUCGAUGUUGGGAAACGUUUUAACAUCUGGAGCCUUUGUGGGUGGAAAUCUGUCUCCAAUUACAACUCUGCACUGGAUGUGAAGAAGCAAAAAAAUCUAUCAGUCUACUCACAAAACAGUACAUUCUGGAAUAUUAUGGGGAUUUGUACCAAAACAAGAACCAUAUAAAUGAUGCAUAGGGAUAAGAAAGAGGAAAAAUCCUAUAGCGCACAAUAAAGGAAACCUAAGAAUGGGGGUUACAAACAGUAAAGAAGCUCUUUUUUUUUAAUUUAAAGAUUUUUAUAUUAAAUUUUCCCACUUGGUGGGGUCUGGUUUUGCAUGCUGAUAAAGAACUACACAGACAAAGCUAAUAGAGUUAGAAUCAGCUUGCCGUCCCACGGGAGACGCAGGUUCUUGGAAGUUACAGUUUAAAGUACCCCAGAAAAAAAGGUGGAAAUAAAACAAAUUUAAGAAAUGAAGCACCCUAUGAAAUGCCAAAUGAGUCACUCCUUUUACUUUCGUGGGGUGGGCAGGGAGAGAGGGGAGUAGGUGGGGUUGGGCAUAUCAAACUAAAGAGGACAUGUUAAUUUUGCAUUAAAACAUUAAUGUAGUGGAUAUAAUUUGAUGGUUGUACUUCAUUAGAUUUAAUUUCUAGGCCACAACUUAAAGUGCAGUUUAAGGUUCAGGCAUGCAUUCUGGCUCAUAGUGAUUGAAAGUGACUUAAAUUAGUGGGGAAGUAGCAUGCUUGCAUCACAUAGAGUGACACUGGUAUUCAUUUUACCUAUGUUGCGCCAGUUUGUGUUGCAGUUUACCAAUUCAAGUUAGCCCUGCAUUUAAAAUUCCUUUUUAAGAUUUGUGGAUUUUAUUUUUAUUAAGACUAUAGAUCUAUAAAGUCCUGUAGUUUACAGCUAGGCCUUGAGAUACCUUGCUUAGGAUCUGUUAGGAAUAAGGUUGAUAUUGUAUUGUGUGUAACCUGCACAAUGUGGAAAGCUGAUAUCCUGUGCAAAAUCUUUGCCUCUGUGCUGUCAGUGUGAUGUGCUUUCUGCAUGGUUAUAUACUACUCGUGAUUUUAUCAGAAAUUCUCAAAUUCAAAAUACAUGGUAAAAGAUCUGUAAAAGGCUGCAUAAAUGUUAGUUGGCACAUAAAGACAAUUGUAGAAGUUGAAAAAUGAUUGCUAUAUUUCAAUGUUUAUUCCCACUCAACAUAUUGCCUUCUAAGCUUUCUUUUUUCCUUUUUUCCUUUUUUAUUCUUUUGUUCAAAGCAUGAUCUUGAAGAUAUGUUUAAGUUAAUGGAUGUAAUGCAGGGUUCCUACACUGUAUUGGCGCAUGUUGGUGGCCCUCUGUGCCCUAAAUAUAUGCACACAGGGUGCAAGUUAAAAGCUACAGAGUGAAAGUUGGUUUGGAUCCUCUUCAUUUCAUUUGUUUAGCUUUUCUGUUAUUUUCUCUACUUACAUGUAUUCCUGUGAAUAAAUCCUUGUUAAGUUAACCCUUUACUUUUCCUUCCAUGUGUAUUUUCUUAUAUACUGUGAAUGUGAAAACCUAACUGGUACACUUGAUCUUGUGUCCAUAUGAAAGUGCAAAUCUUUAUUAAUUUGGAUUGCCUGAACAGUGUAUCCCAUGAUGAUGAAGGAAAAAUGGAGAGAAUUUUCUUUUUAACUCUGCUGGUCAGAGACAAAGCCACACCUUUCCAUUUUUCGAUGCUGCAUAUUUAAUCUGCAACAAAAAAAUGUUAAGCCAUAACAGCCUUUUUAUAUUUUAGUUUGUCACCUUUGCAUUGCAGAAUAAAUCCUGAGUAACCAUUUUUAUAAGCAGUUGCUCCUCUUUGCAUGGUUCUGUUCUCUAAAAGUUUUGAAUGAUACAGCCAUUGCACUGAAGUUUGAGCUAUGUGUGUGUGAAUUUAAAAAUACUGUUUCAAAAAUUUUCAAGUGCAUGGUAGCAUGCAGAAAGGUUGUUCUUGUAUGUGUGUGUUUGUUUUUUUAACAUGUUCUUUCACCUACUUCUACUUUGGCUUUGCAAAUUUCAGUCUGUAGAGCCUGAAAUUAAAUCAUUUUAUAACAGCCAAUUUUUUUAAAAAGUUGUGAAUUGGAGUCAGAGGGGAUGUAGCAUUUUACUCUCUAGCUCGGUUGCAUCACUGGGAGCUCAAAGUUAAUCUUUAAUACCUUAGUAGGGUAACUGUGUUAGCAACUAUUUUAAAUGGAAAUAGCCAAAUUCCUCUCUGAUGAUGAUCACAGUAGAACAAAUAUAUAUCAAAACAACUAAGUUUAUCUGGACCUGUGAUUGACAAUUCUGUAUUGACUAAAAGCAAUAUUGUCACCUGUCUGAAAAAUUAAGUUUCCAGUUAGGCAGAUGUGUAACAUAAGAAUGUGCCCAGUUUUGUAGUCACUUGACCGUUUUUACAUUUCAAGGAAAUUUAAUUUUAAAAUAGAAAAUAAAAGUAAGUAAACACAACUGGCAACCUGAGAUUGAGCUGGCUUUUUUUGUGUGUAUUUUCCCCCUUGAGGUUAUUGUUUUCUUCCUGAUUUAUAUUUCAGAUAACAUAGUAUAGCACAGGAAUUUGCAGAAGCCAUUUAAGUUAUCUUUUGAGGUAAGCUCUGAUUCAGCAUUUACUGUUCUGAUAAAACCUAAUACAUCAUGGGAUAUAUAUAAAGCAACUUAAUUCUUGUGGUGUAGUCUUAAUAGUUUUGAAUGUUGACUGAAUGUCUAUGAAAUUGUGAGUUUGUCUUUGUUACAUUCCAGUGUUUCUGCCUGUUGGCAUGCUUAAGGCACGGCUUACUUCAUCUGCUCCUUACACACUAAAAUGCUGUUAGUGUGCUCAACUACAUAAAAAUAGCCGCUGCUACGUGAUGUAGAUUUUCUACUUGAAUAUUUUUAUGUUGUAGGAACCUCAGGAGGUCAGUGUUUACUGUUUUAUAUAUGCCUUCUUUUUCCUGUUUGAGCUUCUCUCUUUGAAGGAUUCUAACAGAACAAAAGCUGCUGAUCAACCUAAGUUGGAAACAGAAAGUGUAUUUUUAAUAUAAUUUAAGUGCACAUUUGGCAGUUCCAUGUUACAGCCCUUAGCAAGUGAACUUAGUGCCAUAGAUAUUCAUUUAUUCAAGAAAGCGUUUUGCUUUUUGUAUUGUCUAAUCUCUUCAGUGACUUCAUACUGUGUAAAAAGUAAUCAGUUUUAUAUUUUUUUGGUUGGUUGGUUGUUUCCCAAAUAAUCAACGUGUAAAUAGUCUUCAAGAGCCAGUUCUGAUGCUUUACAUUAUUGCUACUUGAUUUUGUUAAUAAGCAAGUUAGAUUUCAGAAGAAUAGGUUUUAAAACACUUAACCAAGCCAUUACAUACUAAAAACAAAACAAGUAGCAUACAUUUUGUAAGUAACAUAUUGAUAUAAACACUGUGAUUUUUUGGUUAAGACUUUUUCAUUGAUCUGAAUUGCUUAAAUUGCAUAUAUUGUAAAAUAGAAUCAGAUGUAUAUUUUAAAAAUAAUUUCAACUGACUUUCUUCUUGAAAUGCUUUGUCUACUCAGUUAUAAAAUAUUUCAGAUACAAGUUUUAUCUCAGGUGAAUACUCUUGUAUCAAUUUUGCUUUGAUGACAUAGGCUUAUAAAGGGUCAUCAUACUUACAUUCUUUGUUUUUUAAUGGCUUUCAUUGAGAAUCUUCCCGUUUUAUUUUUCCUUUCUGUUUUUCUUCUGGUUUUUUUCCCCCCAAUUCCUUUAGCAGACCAGAGUGAUAUAAAAUCGUUCUGACAAGCCUUUUGCAUGCAGGUUUGUCUGAAGAUGAAUUAAAUUUGGGCCUCCUUUCUUCCAAAUCCUCAAAAUAGCAGAAUGGGAAUUUGUCUCCCCUCUGUAAAGUUAUUCUGUGUAGCUGAAAUGCCAGAAUACAACCGUGUCUUAAACCCUUCAGUCUAAAUGUAAGUCCUUUGCCAUGAGGAAAAAGUGGUUUUUUGCUUCAUAUAGUUAAUCUAUAUUAUUCAUAUUGAAUGUAUUAACAGAUAACGGUGCAAAAACAUUCUUCCCAGGAGAAGAAUGUGUCAUGCAUAAGUGCAGUUUAAAUCCUUCCUUUGGUAGUAGUUUAAAACACAGCUUUGCUUAUUGAAUUAUUUUUGCAAAUAAUACAGGGAGAGGGUAGCACACACUAAUUGUUGGUACUGUUACUAUUAAUGAAGUACAGCAUUGGAAUCUUGAAGAAAACCCGUCCUCGGAUGGUUAAGGGCCUGGGAUAAUCUAGAUGAGAAAACAGAUCGAUAACAGGCUGUGUUAACAAUAUUAUAUAGUACUGAUACCGUGCAGUAGCUUUGUAUACCAACUUAGUGCAUUUCACACUGUAUUAAACAUGGAGAUACUUCUAAUCUGUCUUCAAAUUUUUACAUCCUUGUUAGUUCAUUCACCUGUAUAAAGUCUUACAUAGACCUUUCCCACAUUGGCAUUACUUAUGUAGAUAAUCUUUAUGUCUGAUUGUUACAUUAAUUUCUAAAGUAUACAUUUAAAUGACAGCAACUGUCUAUUGUGGCUUGUAUCCCAGAAUGUUUUGUAUGUGUAUUUUUUUUUAAAGAUGCAUAAUAACUAAAUGUGUGCAUGCAUGAUUUUGAGGAAAGUUAAAGUAGUGAUUUUUUUUCCCCACCUUUUUAAAACCAAGCCAGAUCUGUAGAUCUGUUUGCCAAGGUAGGCUGCCACUAAUUAGAAAACCAGUAGUUUUCCUUUUAUUAUUACAAAUUUUGUUUAUUUACAAUAGAAUCCUGUUAUGCUAUGGCUUGGUGUUAUGCAGAAAUAACUGUCUUAUAUCUAUCUAAUUCUCUUUCUCUUAAAACCUACUAUAAUAACUUGGUUAGCCUAAAAGGCAGUAUUGGUCCCCUCCUGUUACCAGCCUCAUAAAGGGGUUCUGCUCUACUUUCCUCAUCACUGUGUUUUCCUUUGUGGAUGUAUAACCAAACUGAGCUUGAGUGAUUUGUAUGGAGGUAAUAAUUAGACAAUACUGUAUAAUUAAUUUUACUGAAUAGAUUAUCAUCUUGUGAGAAGAGAUAUUUAAACAUGGUAAAUGGCUUCACUUCAUACUAUAAAAGUUCUCCUAUUCAUGUUAACAUUGGGUGCAAUAAUUUUAGUAGUGUUAGCUUUAGUUCUAAGUAACUGGAUCUUUCUGCUGACAACUUAGGUUGUAUGAGUUAUGCUUCAAAGCUUUAAAUCUGACGUUUCCUGUACCGCCACACUAUGUUAGAAUGUGUCCUUCAAACAUAUCCUCCUGCAACUUCUCCAAAUGUACUCGAUUGAUAUUCCUUCUAACUCUGUGCUAACAGAUCUUCAUUUUAAAUAGAAUACGGUUUUAAUUUUUGAUAAGCUGCUGACUUUUAAAGAGAGUUUUUUGGGGCCACCAAAUAUUUUGGAUCAUGCAGAGAAUAUAUAUUGUACUGUAGUAAUUUUGUAUUUACAUUUGUAUGAUGUGACAUAAUAGAUGUGAAUGUUAAUCACUGCUUGACUAUGUUAAUAAAGUUGUUUAACUAUA